GGGCCAGCAGCCCCUGGCUCCUGCCCCUCCUCCUCCCUUUCCCCACCCUUAGGAGUGAGGCUGCACUUGCGGCUGCUCCGUGCUCUAUCCCGCCCAGCCUUAGCAGCGCAGGAGCGGGUCCCUGCUGCCCACAGCAGAUGGCAGAACAGUAGCCGCCUGUCAGGGGUCGACAGCAGCUGAGGCAGAAGCGGCGGCCCCUUGGGCCUCAGAGAGAGGGUGUCUCCGGAGGCCAUGGGCUACUCCGAGGUAGAGCGCAGGGAGCCCCUGCCCGCCGCAAAUCCGCGGGAGCGGGUCAGCCAGGGCUGCGGCUGUCGUGGGGCCCCUGCCCGGGCGGGCGAAGGAAACAACUGCCGGCUCUUCCUGGGUUUCUUUGGCCUCUCGCUGGCCCUCCACCUGCUGACGUUGUGCUGCUACCUAGAGUUGCGCUCCGAGUUGCGGCGGGAACGGGGAGCCGAGUCCCGCCUUGGCGGCCCCGGCACCCCUGGCACCUAUGGCACCUUGAGCAACCCCGGGGGCCUCGACCCUGACGGUUCCAUCACCCGCCACUUCGGGCAGCAGUCAUCUCAGCAACAGCCGCUGGUACCGGGAGAAACCACACUCCCCACAGACUCCCAGGACGGACACCAGGUUACUAAGUGCAGAAGAAUAGAUUUCUCCACUGUAUUCAAAACAAUGGCCCUUCUGAAUUUCUUCUUCCCAAAAGAAAAGUCAUACUCUGAAGUGGAAAGUAGGCAUGUUCGUCGCAAUAAAAGAAGCAAAAACAGUGAAGGAGCAGAUGGUCCAGUUAAAAACAAGAAAAAGGGAAAGAAGGCAGGACCUCCUGGGCCCAAUGGCCCCCCAGGACCUCCAGGGCCUCCAGGACCCCAGGGACCCCCAGGGAUUCCAGGGAUUCCUGGAAUUCCAGGAACAACUGUUAUGGGACCACCUGGUCCUCCAGGUCCUCCUGGUCUUCAAGGACCCCCUGGCCUCCAGGGACCUUCCGGUGCUGCUGAUAAAGCUGGAACUCGAGAAAACCAGCCAGCUGUGGUGCAUCUACAGGGCCAAGGGUCAGCAAUUCAAGUCAAGAAUGGUGGAGUGCUCAAUGACUGGUCUCGAAUCACUAUGAACCCCAAGGUGUUUAAGCUACAUCCCCGCAGCGGGGAGCUGGAGGUACUGGUGGACGGCACCUACUUCAUCUAUAGUCAGGUAGAAGUUUACUACAUCAACUUCACUGACUUUGCCAGCUAUGAGGUGGUGGUGGAUGAGAAGCCCUUCCUCCAAUGCACCCGCAGCAUUGAGACAGGCAAGACCAACUACAACACCUGCUACACCGCGGGCGUCUGCCUUCUCAAAGCCCGGCAGAAGAUUGCCAUCAAGAUGGUGCAUGCCGACAUCUCCAUCAAUAUGAGCAAGCACACCACCUUCUUUGGGGCCAUCAGGCUGGGCGAGGCUCCUGCAUCCUAGAUUUCCCCUAUUUUGCCCCUGCCCACAUCCCUGCCCCAGGUCUGGGAGCCAGGACUUCCAGAACCUCAAAAUGCUGCUGUGGAGUGAGGUACAUGGGUGUUGCAGCCAUAGAGAGAAAUUCCCUCAUGCUAUUUAUUCCCCAGUGACUCCAGGAUGACAAGGCCUGCUUGACUUUCCAGAAUGACCUUGAGUUAACAGGACAGUUGACAGAGCCCCAGGGUUUACAUGAAGCAAAACCUUCCCUGGAUCCAUGUUGACUGGCUUCUGGCAUGACUUCAAACUCAAGGUCCCCGUUGUCAGAGUUAUGGUUUGUUGCACUAACAUGAGGGUCCAGGGCAGCAAGCAAGAAAAAGCAGAGGCAUCCUCCAGACUGUGGGGGUGAGCCUCUGACCCCGAGCAGGCUGCUGCUCCCUUCUUGGCUGGGGUUGGGGGGUGGGGUUGGGGCUGGGAGGGAGUGCUGCAGCCUAAGGAGAGGGGCAAGGAGGGAAAAGGCAGGUGCUUGUGGCAGAGACCAAGGAAGAACGCUGCGAAGCGGGCAUCCUGGGUGGUGGAAGCCUUCUUGCUGCUCUGCACUGUGGCUGCCAGAGGGUCAGAGAGCUCUUCCCACUCAGGCUGAGAGCCAUGUUGUUGGCAGCUUGCUGGGUUUUGGGGACAAGAGGUUCUCUCCUCCUUGAAGUGACUGCAGGGCAUAAGCACAAACCUGCCUGUAUAAGAACCUGAAGCCAUACAUGGGGCCACAUGUCUUUCACUUUGUUUGCAGCUGUGCUCCACACUCAGAAAACCCCCUGGGUCUCCUCCCAAUUGUCCCCUUUCCCUGCCUGACUAGAACUCCUGCCUUCUUUCUCCACAGAGCCUACCUCUGUCUGAGACAGGUGCCUAACCUGGGACCUGUGCUUAUGCGAGUUGGGGAUCCUUGUUAGAUUACCUCGGCACAAAGAGAAUUCUCCAUCUCUUAACCAAGAUAAAUACUCAUCUAGUCGAGUUGUAUUUGGGGGCAAAGGGCUGGACUGGAAGACCUCCAGAAGGCCCUUCAAAUUCCAAUAUUUAGGAAGCCACCAUGAUAGCCUUCUAAAAUUCCCAAACUCUAGACUGCUCCUGGGCAUCCACAAGACAGAGCUUUUCCACCUGACCCAGGAAGGGCAAGAGAUGGGGAUAGGACAGAGGGUUUUUUCCAAAUGUGUGGCAACCCAAGCAACUGCUAGCCCAGGCCUUAUCUGAAAGCACUGCAGCUGGUGCCCUCCUGACCUGCCUUUCCUUGUUCUGACUUCAGAAAGCCACAGCAGAGUGUAAUCACCAGAGAUUCCAGGGGUGCUCCCUCGAAUCCAGGCUUAGGAGGAGACAGCGUCCAGGCAUUGCGUGGGGCUCUGCCCUCUUGUCAGCUUGCCAACCUCAAGUUUCCCAGCAGAUCAUAUGGUGGGACCAUUCAAGGGCCAGGGCCCAGCCUGGCUCCUGCACACUGGGUCUAGCCCAAAGCUGGGAAGGCCAGUCUUGUACAGUCUGCUACCCUUGCUCCUGAAACAAUUUUACUUUCAAAGAGAUGGAGAAUAAGUUCCUUUGGGCAGCUGACAUCCACCAAGAACAACAGGUAUUCAUUUUGCAGCUGUGCCUUCUCUUUCCAAGCAACUACACUGCUUGGCCCUCAUGGGUUAGGGGAAGCGGUGGUGUGGGCGAUGCCGCCACUGACUGGUUGUGGAUGACAGCAUGGCAACCUCCAGGGAGGCAGGCUUUAGGCUUCUGUCUGGCCCCAGCCCCGAUAAAGUAUCUCAGACAGUCCUCAAUUGGAGCAGGAACUGAUGAGAACCUCUCCUUAAAAAUUAGAAAGUACAUUCUCUCUUACUAUCUCCUUUGGUAAUAUUAUAAAUCCCAUUGUUUAGAUGAGGUUCAAAGAAGUUAAGUGCUUUGACCAGGAUCUCACCCAGCUUAAGUCACAGACUUGGGGUUUCAGCCAGGUCUGACUCCAAAGCUAUUCCUUUAUGCCACAGCACUGUGUUGAACUUGGGAUCUUGAGAGAACCAGUAAAAAUGGUAAUAGGGACCCCAAACUCUUGAAGGUCCUCGGGUAAACCCCAGAGAUAUUCAUUUUCAUCCCUUGAUGGCAAUGCCUGUUCUCUUGGCUGCCAGGGCAGCUGCUGAUGCUCUGUGGCAAAAGGGUAAGAUGUUUCUUUCGGAAACAGCCAUCAGCCUUAGAGCUCUCGUGGGCCAAAGAAUUGUCUUGGCACCAUGUCUAAGCAGCAGGCGCCAAGUACCCACAGCACCGAUAGCCCUCUUGUUCUCUUACCCACCCAGUGACCCAAGAAACUGCUGUGCGUGGAGCCCCUGCUGCAGGCAAGGUCCUCCCUCCAUUACCCUACAGGCAGCUUACAGGAGCUGGCCCCCUUCCCAUGCUAGUAAGUGACUUCUUAUCUCUUUCUACCAUGCUAUAGAGACCUUUGUGCUACCAGGAUAUCUCAGGAUGGAGGGAAGACCCUACAGAGGACUGGUUCCAGAGCCAAAAGGAUAUGAGGAGAGGGAAGGAAAAGGCUUCCUACUUGUGCCCCUAAAGGACAUUCUAAUACCCAUACUAUUCUCCAGAUCUGGAGGGCAUCAUAGGGGAAAUAGGAUUUGCACAGGACCCUUUAUUCACUGUGAGCCCCCAAAGGGAACCCUAGAGCGAGGUAAGCAAUAAGUAGCCGGGGAGCCCUGUGGCAGCAAAGUUACUGGCAAAAUGGUAACACGGUUUACUAAUAAGAAAGUGUGGAAAUAGAUUUCGAAAGAGUUUGGAAUUAUGAUCAUGUGAGUUUCCCAGAGGGCCAAGCUUGUAUGGAGAAUGCGAUGAGGAUAUUUGUGAGCAAGCAGAUGGCAGAGAUUUGAAGGGAAAUUGCAUGGCGGGUGCCUCUGCCAGCUGCUUGGGCUUUAUCAGCCAAGGCUGGCACAAAAGGCAGCUGUUGGGGACUGCUCAGCUCCUGGUUCCUUGGAAAAUGUAGUCUUUGCUUUAUUUCUGCCUCAUCCAUCCUGAGCCAAAUUUCUUUUGUUGACAGGAAAGGUCUAGGAACCCUGGAGGUAAACAAAGACUUUGACCCACGUGUGUGUAUGUGUUUUGUGAACUUCUGGUGGUUGCAAAUAGAUACAGAGAAAUUUAGAGCUAAAAAGACUCUUAGAGGAAAUCUAACCCAACCUACAUCCAGGUAGCCAUGUUACUCAUGUGGAAACAGAGGUGACCUACCCGAGGGGAACGAGCACUGACCUCCAGACUCACAGAGCAUGGGGGAAGCAGUCCCUGUCCCACAUGGCCCCCUUCUUUCUUCUACCCUCAGACUCAAGGCUGGAAGGGCUCAGCCCCUUUCAGGGACCUGACCAGGCAGGGAGAGAAUAGCUGCAUCCUUCAUCAGAACUCUUCCUCCCGCCAAGGCAUUCUCCCAGCUCAGAGCUCUGGACUGGAAGGCUCUGGACAGGCCUGACACCAGAAAGUCCUGAGGCCACCCUGGCACUGCCUCAAGCCCUGUACCUGCCUGGAGGGCUCCCCUAGCCAUGUGAACAUAAUGAGGGAACUGGGUUUUUGUUUUUCUCUAAGAGGGGUUGGGGUAUGUAAUUUUUUUAUUCAAAAAGCUUCCAGCUGAGGUGGAGGGGUGGGCUUUGUUGUGAGAGUGGCCUGGAGCGGGCUCAGUGCUGUUUUAGAGGUCAGUACCCAGUGUGAGAGACUGUGUAUAUAAACUAUAUAUAAUGUAUAUAAAGUGGGAUGUAUGUUUGUGUAAAUUAAUGGUUUAUUCUUUGCAAAUAAAGCUUUUC
Molecule: messenger RNA, 5207 nt
Organism: Manis javanica (Malayan pangolin)
Lineage: Eukaryota; Metazoa; Chordata; Mammalia; Pholidota; Manidae
Gene: EDA
Product: ectodysplasin A
Biological process (GO): animal organ development; immune response
Cellular component (GO): membrane; extracellular matrix
Molecular function (GO): death receptor agonist activity; tumor necrosis factor receptor binding; death receptor binding
Source: RefSeq, a predicted model, not a curated record